Messenger RNA from Zychaea mexicana, 1997 nucleotides. RefSeq lists its product as uncharacterized. NCBI's taxonomy places the organism in Eukaryota, Fungi, Mucoromycota, Mucoromycetes, Mucorales, Lichtheimiaceae. Gene Ontology annotation, molecular function: protein binding. The transcript has 6 exons. The record is from RefSeq and is a predicted model, not a curated record. The coding region runs from base 49 to 1836 and encodes 595 amino acids.
AAAGUAAAAUAGUACGUACUACUAUACUGUGCUUCAACUGUGGCAACAAUGAAGAAGUUUUUCUUGAGAAGGCGACAAAAGAACAGCAAUAUCGAGAAAGAAAAUUUAAUUACGUAUCGCGAACAUAGCCUCAGUAAACUAUCGUCAAUCAGCACGCUAUUAAGUGAAUAUGGAGUACUGUCAGCCGACGAGCUGCCAAUUAAAAUAUGGCAACACGUUUUUGAACACCUUAGAGCCGAAGAAGACUUGAUCAUAUGUAUCAAAGUCUCGGAACAAUGGUACACAUGUAUACGAGAUAUGCUGCUACCAGACACCUUUGCCCAGCAAGUCAUCCAUCCGUUAUCUCAUCAGAGUCUCAGACAUGCUAGGCUGAACCAAGAUAAUCUACGACUCUGCUUAACGUUUAUCAACAGCAGCGAAGAACCAUUUCAACGAGCUAGAUCUCGUUGUAUGUUUUUGUCUUUGCACAAAUCAGAAAUUGAAGGUCUGACCUUUGAUCUUUUUCGGUACCGACUCGAUAAUAUCGUCCGGCAAAGUGCCAACAGCUUAAAGCGCAUCGUCCUUGUCAAUCCUAUCGACAUGUCAUUGAAAAUAACUCUGCAACACUGCCGGCAGCUUUUGGAGUUUGCGAUGAUCUCUGUUGACGAGAAAGAAUUACGGAAAAGACAAUGGCCGCUAACUCCAAAAAUCAACAUCGUACACACCGCUGCCGGUCAUGUUAUGGAUCUACUUCAGAAGAGCCACAACCUCACCCAUGUAAUACUGAACCCACUUACUACCACGUUAGGCCACGCUAAUAUUCUCAGAUAUUGUGUCAGAUACCUUAAUUAUCUCCACGUAUUGAUCAUGGCAGACGGAGGCAGAGCAGAUACGGUCCUCGGUAGUAGCAAGCAUUGUGGCAUUCAACCAGGAACGACGAACGGAAUAACAACAAUCACCACGCCAUUGCCAACGUCUUCGUUAGAGUUGAAAUCGUAUCAUUUGCAUCGACGAACUCUUUAUAGUAUGCAAAUGCGGCCACAACACUUGAUCCUUAUUGAAGAAGGGCGCCGAGCUACCGGUAAUUCACACUGGAUUCCCAAUGGCAUUGGCGUGACCCAUUUACAAAGCUCAUUCCGAAAGAUUCUCCUUGAAAGUCUUUACACAGCCAAGAAUGUUGUCUGGCAACAUCUUUUUAUCUAUAACGUUCUCUUUACAAGUUUUUAUGACUUGCGCUACUUUGCUGUGCAUUUGGGCAGAGGAACGACGCGCAAAUCAUCACACGAUAUUAAUCGGAUUAUUUACCUUAUCGUUUCUUCUUCCACGAUGCUGGAGAGCUUCACCUAUCGACGCGAUCAUUUCACCCUGCGAGAACCUUCCAGUCAUCCUCCUUCUCCUCCUCAAAAUGCUGUCGCUCGUAAAGCAAUAACAGAGAGCAAAAAGCGAAAACAAGCACAAAAAACAGAGUUUCAAGGAAAAGAAAAAAAGCCAGAAUACAAAAUUGAUGACGAUGAAGAGGAAUCGCGUCGACAUAACGUAUCGGACCGUCUCUUUAAUGCAAAAAAUCAUCAUUAUAGCGACAAAAGACUGCAAGAAUUCAUCUGGUUUUAUGGGGAUCAAUUAACAAAGUUGGAGCUUGAUUGUUCGAUAAGUAUCGAGUGUCUAUCGUUUAACAUCGAGAAUCCGACUAGUCUCGAAACUUUUUGCCUCCGUCAUCGAUGUGCAUUAAUGGAUGUGAACAAUUGUUUUACCAUGGGUCAAGGAAGGGCUUCGAAAAUGUUUGCUACUUGGCGUCGCAUAAACGUUCAAGUUGGAGGAAUAAUACCACUAGAGAGCUCAUGGCACGAUAUCUCUUGAAUGCAAUAUAUUUGCUGUCAUAUAACUAGCCAUACUAUUAUCAUCACUAUCGUUAACUGUUAUUACAGUACUGUAGUAAUUUGUAAAGAAGAGUUAGUUAAACUAUGAGUAAUAAGAUUUUUAUAAGCAUUGAAUGAUUUUAUAUGAUACGUAUGCCAGAA